GGGUCGAUCGUGUAUCUUUUAGCGUUUUCGAAUGUAGCAGAUUUAAUCGCUCUGAGAGCGAUUAAUGACGUCAUUGCAUCGUCUCUGCCAAUAAAAGGCUUGAAUUCAUAGUAAAAUAUAGUGAUUAAUUGAUCCGGGUUGAAUUAACCCGUUCAUUCAAAAACGCUAUAAGAAGAAAAGAGACAAAUGACACAAUGCCCUCUUUGUCAUCCCGCACGUUUACGCCUUUACGCCAGGGUUUAUAUGAGAGAGGGCGCGUUCCAGGUUCCAGGUUUUAGUAUGUAUAGAGUUCAGUGGCCUCGACUAAAGUGAAUCAGAGUAGUUGAACGUUGAAUGAGCCGGGAUUUAUGCUGGAAGAAUUGAAAAUGUACUGACCGAUGUAAUGUUUCAUGUUUUCUAUCGUAUAUCUUAUAAGCAGUGAAAAGCUCGACAGACUUUUAAAAAUCCGAUAGAUUAGCCAAAACGAAUGUUGUAUCGAAUUUUGUGAGUUAUUGCAAAUAUGUCGGGAACGCUAAAACCCUAUUUGACAGCAGUUAGGCGUACGCUUACCGCUGCCAUGUGUCUGGAGAAUUUUUCCUCUCAAAUUGUGGAAAAACACAAUAAACCUGAAGUGGAAGUAAGGGCGAGCAAAGAACUGCUUUUGACGCCUAUCUUGAUAAGUAGAAAUGAUAAGGAAAAGGUCUUGAUUGAAUCUAGUAUAAACAGUAUGAGAAUAAGUAUCGCCGUGAAGCAAGCCGAUGAUCUAGAAAAGAUUCUUUGUCAUAAUUUUACAAGAUUCAUGACAAUGAGAGCCGAACAUUUUAUGAUACUCAGAAGAAAACCAGUAGAGGGCUAUGACAUUAGCUUUUUAAUUACUAAUAUUCAUGUCGAGCAAAUGUACAAACAUAAGAUAGUAGAUUUUGUUAUUCACUUUAUGGAGGAGAUCGAUAGAGAAAUCAGCGAAAUGAAAUUGUCGGUUAAUGCUAGAGCACGCAUAUGUGCGGAGGAAUUCUUAAAAAGAUUUUAAUCUAUUUAUGGCGAGUAUUAACAAUAUAUGAAUAAUUCCAAGAAUCGAAGCACACAACGGAUGCAUUGCGCAUUGAUAUUGUCCAUUCUACAACAUUAAACGACAACUCUGACAAAAUUAAGGAAGACAUUUUUAUAAAAUAUUCAACAAAAUAUAUCCUCUCUGUAUUGCCACUGGAAUUGUUCCAUGUUAAAUAAAAUAUUAUGUUAAUGUAAACAUAGUGUUAUAAGCUGGCUUUGUUAUAUAAGAUUUCAAGCAAUAUUAAAAGAUUGAAUAUUGCUAUAUAAAUAUUUGCCAUGUGAAUGGUUUUUAAGCAUUUAUUUCAUAAAACUAGGUGGAUAAAAUGAAUAAAGAAGCCAUCUGAAUAAAUCUAAAACCAAUUAUUUGUGUAGUACAUUUUUUAUGAAAAAAAUGAUAUUUGAGUAAUUCAAUAACACUUAUAAGAGUUUAAUUAGUUUUAAGCAAAUUCACAAGUUUGAGUUAAAUUUCUUUUCAGAUUGGACUAUUUGACAUGGAAUAAUUAAUUUUUACCAAUGUUGGCUAAGAAGUCGAAUGUUUUUACAAAAUUGCGAUUAAUUGACACACAUACAUACAAACAUAUAACGUAUACACUUACCUACGCAUACAUAUACUUUUAAUUCUAAUGCUUCAAUUAUAUAGAAUUAUAUGUA
Formica exsecta is the source of this 1677-nucleotide messenger RNA. It is a transcript of the gene Arpc4, whose product is annotated as actin-related protein 2/3 complex subunit 4. Gene Ontology annotation, molecular function: actin filament binding. The record is from RefSeq and is a predicted model, not a curated record. NCBI's taxonomy places the organism in Eukaryota, Metazoa, Arthropoda, Insecta, Hymenoptera, Formicidae. Gene Ontology annotation, biological process: actin filament polymerization; Arp2/3 complex-mediated actin nucleation. The transcript has 4 exons. Gene Ontology annotation, cellular component: actin cytoskeleton; Arp2/3 protein complex. The coding region runs from base 500 to 1006 and encodes 168 amino acids.